Messenger RNA from Drosophila takahashii, 1484 nucleotides. RefSeq names its product TBC1 domain family member 20. The record is from RefSeq and is a predicted model, not a curated record. Gene Ontology annotation, biological process: endoplasmic reticulum to Golgi vesicle-mediated transport; positive regulation of GTPase activity. Gene Ontology annotation, cellular component: endoplasmic reticulum membrane. NCBI's taxonomy places the organism in Eukaryota, Metazoa, Arthropoda, Insecta, Diptera, Drosophilidae. Gene Ontology annotation, molecular function: GTPase activator activity.
AAUACAAUAUUAUAUAAUUGACGACACAAAUUAUAAUUGUCGAAUUUUCAGCAAAUUCAAUAUAUUAUGAUUUUUUGCUCAUCGUUUCGAUUUCGCUUUAAAAAACUUACAGCAAGAAUGGUCUUUGUGACAUUUUUAACUAAACUUUUUUGUAUACAUGUUCAAUUUCUUUAGAAUUUUAUUUAAAAAAUGAGUAUUGUUGAUAAUCAGCGGCCACUUAAUUUUGAUAAAUCUCCCGAAAGUGAUGGUGAAAUCAGAAAACGACGGGAGAUAGAAGAAUUCAUUAAAGAAUACACCGAACAAAAUCUUCCUUUGGAUGUGCUUGUAAAGUUAUCACUGACGCCUUACGGAUUGGUCAACGACCAUUUGCGCAAAAUUUUAUGGCCCCAGCUGGCAGGUGUCGACGUGAACGAUUUAGAACAAGCUCCAUCUCUCGAAGAGUUGCAAUACCACCCUGAAUAUAAUCAGGUAGUAUUAGAUGUAAAUCGCUCUUUAAAGAGAUUUCCACCUGGUAUUCCGUACGAACAACGCAUUGCACUGCAAGACCAACUUACUGUUCUUAUUUUACGGGUGAUCCAAAAGUAUCCUAAUUUGCGAUAUUAUCAAGGCUAUCACGAUGUGGCAGUCACAUUUCUAUUGGUAGUUGGUGAACAAAUCGCUUAUGCUAUAAUGGAGCAGCUCUCGACUACGCAUUUUUCGGAAUGUAUGCAAGAGACAAUGGAGGCCACCCAGAGAAGGCUUAUGUUUAUUUGGCCUGUCAUAAAGUUUGAAAAUCCAGAACUUUAUAAGUUUUUACAAAACUCUUCGGUAGGGACUUUGUUCGCGUUGCCAUGGUAUUUGACAUGGUUUGGACAUAGUUUAAAUUCCUACAAAGCUGUAGUCCGUUUAUAUGACUAUUUUUUAGCAUCACCCAUUUAUACACCCAUAUUUGUAACAGCUGCGAUUCUACUGUAUCGAUCAAAUGAAAUACUGAAGGAGGACUGUGAUAUGGCAUCAGUGCAUUGUCUUUUAUCAACGCUACCAGAAGAUUUACCAUUUGAAGAGCUUUUGAAAACUUCUAGCAAGCUGUUUCAAAAGUAUAGCUUAACAGAAAUUGAAAAAGAUGUUGAAGAUCUAAUUUUUCAAGAGAAAAAACAGCGUCAAGCCGAGGAAAAAAUGAUCAUGAAAAGACGGAGGAAUAAUUCUAGGCCAGCCACAGCAAAUCGACUCCAUAGCAUAAGUCAAUGGCUUCCAAAUAUAUUUACUUCAAAGUCGGUGAUAUUAACUACUGCGGUUUCUAUUGUAGUAGGUGUAUGUGCAUAUUAUUACAAAAAUCAGUAUUUGGCGGCAGGCAUAAGCUGAGUAUUAGCUGGUUUUCUUCAUUUAAAUAUGUUUUAUAUAUCGCAAUUUAAACCAAUUCACACAAAAUGUAGUUUUAUGUUAGAGGUUCGGUUUUAGUAAUAUACAAUUUUAAUAAUAAUUCUAAAUGUUAAUAAAAAAUUUAA